AUGAAACACAAUCGUAGGUUCCUUAUGUUCUCUCAUUUAACUCUGCUACUGUUACUUGUCUUAACUAUCAUAGGAAAUGGACACAGUGAUGAUUGUCCAAAGUCAUUUGAUUGUGGAAAUCUUGGGUUUAUUAGCUACCCUUUUACCAAGGUUGGAUUCCCAAACUGUGGUGCAUUGGCAAUUCAAGGUUGCGAUGAUCCUAACAAAAAUGCAAUGAAGACGAUCCAUUUAACCAAAGGAGGAAAACACUUUCAAGUUACAAACAUUGAUAAUACCUGGUCCAAGGGCAACCCUAUUUCCAUUAUUGACCAUGAGUUCACCAACCUUUUGAAUAAAAGUGCUUGUGAAGUCUACAACGAUGUUAAUAUUAGCCUCCCUCCUCCCUCUCAUUUCGGAACUUUUUAUUUGAAAGACAAUAUAACUGCUUUCAAAUGCAACAGUACCAAAAAACUAGUCACCAACCCUCCAAACAAUUUCUUCAAAAAUAGUUCUUGUCCGAACUAUGAUUUUUAUUUCGGUGAUUCAAUAUCCGAUGGUGAGUCUAAUCGCUCUUUCACAACGUGCUCGUUGCGUCAUCUUCCUGUCGUUGAACUAGGCUUUGCACUUUCUGGUAACCCAUAUCCGUUCUUAGCUCGUGAUAUUACCUAUCAGUUUCAACCUUCUGAAGAGUGUGAACGGUGUUACCAUAAUACAAAACGUCAUUGUCGUGCUCACAACAAUGGAGAAGUUUAUUGCCCAGGGAAGGGUAGAAGUUCAAAUUGGAAGCUACGAUUGGUUUUAGGAGUUAGUGUUGGACUAUGCAUCAUCAUCAUAGUUGGAUUGUUCCACACGUUAUGGCACUUCAAACGGAAAUAUGGCCUUGCUCACAUCCAACACCAAGCUUGCAACAACAUUUCUGCUGACUUCCAUGCAAAUCGUGAAAUGGAGUCCAACAAGCUCUUCUUCGGGGUAUCUGUCUUCUCGUAUGAAGAGCUUCGACAAGCAACAAACAAUUUUGACCGCAGUAGAAUGCUAGGAGAUGGAGGUUUUGGCGCUGUUUACUAUGGGAAAAUCAAAGAUGGGAGGGAAGUUGCUGUCAAACACUUAUUUGAGCAUAAUUACAGAAGAGUAGAACAGUUUGUGAAUGAAGUCGAAGUACUCGCUCGCCUGCACCAUAGGAAUCUAGUGUCCCUCUAUGGCUGCACUUCACGUUACAGCCGUGAGCUACUCCUUGUAUAUGAAUACAUUCCAAAUGGAACUGUCGCUAGCCAUCUUCAUGGUAAUUUAGCUAGGGCCGGUUUGUUGACAUGGCCUAUUCGAAUGCAAAUUGCAAUAGAAACUGCUUCUGCAUUGGCUUAUCUACAUGCUUCCGAUAUCAUUCAUCGUGAUGUCAAAACCAACAACAUUCUACUUGACACUAACUUUUCUGUUAAGGUGGCCGAUUUUGGACUAUCGAGGUUGUUUCCAAACAAUGUCAGCCAUGUUUCCACAGGUCCACAAGGAAGUCCAGGUUACCUUGACCCCGAAUACCUCCAACUCUACAAACUCUCGAUGAAGAGUGAUGUCUAUAGUUUUGGCGUUGUGCUCAUUGAGCUAAUAUCAUCUAUGACAGCAAUUGAUUCCUUCAGGGAAGGAGAGGAAAUUAACUUGGCAAGUCUAGCAGCUAAGAAAAUAAGAAAAGGUGCAAUUGGGGAGCUGGUUGACCCAUUACUUGGUUUUGAAUCAGACAGUGAAGUUAAAAGGAUGAUUACUUCAGUGGCAGAAUUGGCUUUUCAGUGUGUGCUUGGAGACAUGGAAUUAAGACCUUCCAUGGAUCAAGUUUUGCAAGAUCUCAAGAAAAUUGAUGGUGGGAAUUUUGAGUUUGAUCAUCUUGAGAAAGUACAUGAUUAUGCUGGCUCCUCGCAGUCUGGAGAAGUAAAUUCACCAAGAGUUGGAACUUCAAUCAAUAAGAAGCAAGAGGGAUCAACUUCACCAAAGUCAUUGACUGAGAAAUGGGAAAGUGAAUCUACUACUCCCAAUGUUAGUGGUUGA
Molecule: messenger RNA, 2010 nt
Organism: Vicia faba (fava bean)
Lineage: Eukaryota; Viridiplantae; Streptophyta; Magnoliopsida; Fabales; Fabaceae
Source: the annotation of a GenBank genome assembly